Messenger RNA from Leptonychotes weddellii (Weddell seal), 1132 nucleotides. Lineage: Eukaryota; Metazoa; Chordata; Mammalia; Carnivora; Phocidae. The record is from RefSeq and is a predicted model, not a curated record.
UGGAAAUUAGCCCGAGCAAGUAAAGGUCUGGAUCAAAGGCUGGUCACUUUCUAAAGUCAACUCCCUCCCUCCCUUUGACUCUUGGUCAAGAGCUGUGCUGAGCUGGCCACGGCCUGGCUCAGGGACACUCGUACCGGCACAGGGAAAAGCAUCGGGACUCCUCCCGCCUCUCGUAAUAAUGCCAACCAUGGAUGACAUUCUAGAGCACAUAGGGGAAUUUGACUUCUUCCAGAAACAGACGUUUUUCCUCUUAGCUCUACUCUCUGCAGCAUUCACCCCCAUCUACGUGGGCAUCGUCUUCCUGGGCUUCACCCCGGAUCACCGCUGCCUGAGCCCCGGGGUGGCCGAGCUGAGCCGGCGAUGCGGCUGGAGCCUGGCGGACGAGCUGAACUACACGGUGCCCGGCCCGGGGGCCAUGGGCGAGGCCUUCCCCCGCCAGUGCCGCGGCUACGAGGUGGACUGGAACCGGAGCGCCCUCAGCUGCGUGGACCCGCUGGCAGGCCUGGCCACCAACAGGAGCCACCUGCCGCUGGGGCCCUGUCGCCACGGCUGGGUGUACGACACACGGGGCUCGUCCAUCGUGACCGAGUUUAACCUAGUGUGUGCUGAUUCCUGGAUGCUGGACCUGUUUCAGUCGGCUGUGAAUGUAGGAUUUUUUAUCGGUGCUGUGAGUAUCGGCUACCUAGCAGACAGGUUUGGCCGUAAGCUCUGCCUCUUGGUAACGAUCCUCAUAAAUGCUGCAUCUGGAGUUCUCAUGGCUGUUUCCCCAAACUAUACAUGGGUGUUAAUUUUCCGCUUGAUCCAGGGGCUGGUCAGCAAGGCAGGCUGGUUAAUAGGCUACAUCCUGAUUACAGAAUUUGUCGGGCUAAGCUAUCGGAGAACGGUGGGCAUUGUUUACCAAGUGGCCUUCACCGCGGGGCUCCUGGCGUUGGCUGGGCUGGCCUAUGUGCUUCCUCACUGGAGGUGGCUACAGCUCACUGUUACUCUGCCCAACGUCUGCUUCUUGCUCUAUUACUGGGGCAUACCUGAGUCUCCGAGGUGGCUGAUCUCCCAGAACAAAAGUGCUAAAGCCAUGAGCGUCAUUAAGUACAUGGCAAAGAAAAAUGGAAAAUCUCUGCCGGCCUCCCUUCAG